Stylophora pistillata is the source of this 3081-nucleotide messenger RNA. RefSeq lists its product as uncharacterized. Gene Ontology annotation, biological process: regulation of transcription by RNA polymerase II. Lineage: Eukaryota; Metazoa; Cnidaria; Anthozoa; Scleractinia; Pocilloporidae. Gene Ontology annotation, molecular function: DNA-binding transcription factor activity, RNA polymerase II-specific. Gene Ontology annotation, cellular component: nucleus. The record is from RefSeq and is a predicted model, not a curated record.
UUUCGUUCGUAGUCGUUCUGUUAGCUCGCAGGGCAACUAGAAAUUGACGUACGUCCGAGAUAUUACAUCACUGGCUAAGUAUUCCCUCAUAAAAAAUGCCGUGUUCUUUCCUUGUUUUUUGAACGUGUAGUGUGUGUUGUUAACAUUACUGCUGAGAAAUUGGAUGGGUAGUUAAUUUUUGCCGGUAUCCACGCAGGACGCUUGAAACACAAGAAGCUAAAGGAGUAGAGGAGAUUCCCCCAUAACAGGAAAAAAAGAAUGACAGACAAAAGAGAGAAGCCUGGACUUCCCCCUGUAAAUAUGAACCCAAUGAAUACGGGUAUGUUUGGCUUUGCCCUCCCAGUGCCAUUUCCUGUAUUUACUCCCCAAGUAAUGCCUAUGAGAAUGAUGCCACCUGUUUGGCCAGCAAAUGGUACCUUAAUGCAGCAGUACAUGGAUGCAUUAAGCUCAGGAAUGCUACACACUAUGGGUAAAACCACAGGGAGUGCAAAAGAGCCAAAUACCAAAACGGCGCAACCCCAUGGAGUUGAAGCAUUUGUUGGGUCUUCUAUACCCUCUGCAUUGGACUUUGCAAACAAUAGAAGUCACAUGAGUGGAAUGUUAGCAGAAUAUAGCAAACAGCAGCAGGGAGGUGCAUUUCCGCAGUUCUCAAACUCCCCACUUAUGUUUCCAUUUGGUGGAUUUGUUCCUUUUGGAUCAUACUUCCCUUACUUGAAUGUACCAUCUCAUGAAUUCCUCAAAAAGCAAAGUGAAGAUGACCAAAGUCAGUCCAGUUUGGAAAAUCAAAAUAAGGAUUUAGAAAUUGAUGUUGGGUCAGAAAGCAUGGAUGUUGGUGAGGAGUCACCACAACCUGAUUAUCAUGCCAUGCAAGAAGAAAUAUUGAAAAACAACUCUCCAGAAGUCUCUGUCACAUCAAAUGACUCGUCCUCGCCUGAAAAAGUGAGUUCUUUGCAUGAUAUUAGUGACAACAAAUCCACAGAAAUGGAUGUUGCUCAGAUCCUCAUCAACUUCAUGCAUGUACCGGUGAUAAGUGGCACAAAGCAGGCAUCAGAUAAACCUCCAGAAAAAGGACCUGAUUCUACUUCCUUCAGUACCUCUAUCUCCAAUGAGGAAGUUCAUAAUUCAGCUAAAAGUGUUAAUGUUUGUGGAGACACCUUGCCUGACAGUGCUGCUUCUUUUGAGAGUCCUCCACCAAAGAGUGUAGCAUCUGCAACCUUCCACGAGAGUGUAGAAUCUGGGAAGACUGUACUCCCCAACAGUGAAACUGUCGUCAGAGAUACUCCUCUCAGAAAUGUUUCAGUGAUAAAGGAUGCAUCAGAAAGCAUUCCUGUAACAACAUUUCAGUCUCAACCAGUCAUCAAGAAGCCAGAAGACAACUUGGCAUCACAGAGUAAUAGUAAUAAUCAUUAUUUAGUUAGUGACGUAUCAGUAACUGAAAGUUCAAGGCAAGAGGGUAACACCAAGGAAGGUAAUCCUGGAACUUCAAGUGCUGUUGUUUAUCAGGUAAAUUCAUGUCAAACAAACGAAGUUCAAAGAGCUCAUUCAAGUGUUAUUGCUUAUGUCAAGACUGAAACAAGAACUGAUAAUAAGAUGACAGCUGAAGUAAGUGAAAAGAAAUCGGUUGAUCUCAUUGAACUGGCCCCAAAGCCUGUAGAAAGUAAACAGGGGGGGGUUUCUGAUGAUGAUGAACAUGCAAUCCCAACGGUUGAUGACCUUCUGAAAGGCGACAUGGCAAAUGACAAAUCUACCUAUAAGUGUGAAGUCUGUGCGCAGUUGUUUCGAAGUUCUCUUGGACUUCAGAAACAUUUAGAAUUCCAUACAGACGAUGGGCAGCAUUAUACUUGUACAAUCUGUUUUAAACCUUUUAAGGAAGCCAAAACACUCGAGGAUCACAUUGCACUUCACAUGAGGAAGCGGCCGCACAAGUGUACUUUCUGUCCCAAAGCUUUUCGUGAUCCAGGCUCUCUACAAAAACAUGUGCGGGUUCACACUGGGGAGAGGCCCUAUAAAUGCACAAGUUGCAAUCAGUCGUUUGCGGAAUACAGCUCUCUGAGGAAGCAUCUUCGUGUCCACACUGGAGAGCAACCUUAUCGCUGUCAAUUUUGUUCAAAAGCAUUUUCUAUUUCGGGAAAUCUUCAAAGGCAUGUUCUUAUCCACACAGGUGAAAGGCCAUAUAAGUGUAGCUUUUGCCCUAAAGCUUUUAACAACCCAAGCCAUUUGAGACGUCAUGUAAAGAACUUGCAUUUUAAGGGUGAUGCUACAACUGGUGUUGUAGAAGACAUGAUAUCUGCACUCAAUGGGGAUGUCAGUGCACAGAUGAAAGGGAAUUUGCAGGGAAACACUGAAUUUGUGGACCAGUGUAAUGAUAUUUCUGUUGGAUAUAGACAGCUGACAGAAAAUUUGACAGAAAAUCGUAGUACAUGCAGUACUUAAUUCAUUUUGGUAACAUUAAGCUGCUUGUAAAUAAUUAUGCUUAAUUUGCUUUUUUUAUCGGUAGAAUCUGCUUUAGUUAUAAUUUAUGGUCAAUUCUAUAAGUUACAGCAAGCAAUCCAGUAAAGUUGAUUUCUCUUCUAAAAAUUAAGUGUAUGUUAUAUGGGACCAUUUUGAUGGGUUUUCUCUUUAGGCAUAACUGAAUAUAAUGAACAACUGCAGUGGGAAAACUCUCAAUCUGCAAAACUUUAAGACUGAAUAAAACAUUCAGUUACCCUCAGGCUGAGUAGGAGGCCUUCUGGUUUCCAAUUGAAAGGAAAGUAAGCAGUGUACAUUUUGUGAGGGGAAUGGGGAAAAAAAGGCAAAUAAGCAAGGAGUGGAGAGGGAAGGGUACACUUUGUCAUCAUGUCAAUUUGUCCCUACCCCUCCCCCCACUGAGGCAUUUUUUUCCCCAUGCCCUACUUCAGCUCAUAAUUCCCUUGCAUGGAAUGAUAACCACUGUCUGUGCAGGCCACUCUAACCCUGGUUCAGCUUUAUUUUGACUUGGAAAGCCAACCUUGUUGCCAGGUUGGACGGAGCUGAAUAAUGAAAUGCUAUGUCAAAGGGUAUGCGGUCAACAAUGCGGGCUCAAGUGUCCUAGGUCUAAAAUUU